This is a messenger RNA of Filobasidium floriforme, 1239 nucleotides long. RefSeq lists its product as uncharacterized. Lineage: Eukaryota; Fungi; Basidiomycota; Tremellomycetes; Filobasidiales; Filobasidiaceae. Gene Ontology annotation, cellular component: ESCRT-0 complex. The record is from RefSeq and is a predicted model, not a curated record. Gene Ontology annotation, molecular function: ubiquitin binding; phosphatidylinositol binding. The transcript has 9 exons. Gene Ontology annotation, biological process: protein transport to vacuole involved in ubiquitin-dependent protein catabolic process via the multivesicular body sorting pathway. The coding region runs from base 1 to 1239 and encodes 412 amino acids.
AUGUUCAAGGCUGCUCCAACGAACCCAUACGACGAGCUCGUCGUCAAGGCGACUCAUGAAGACCUGCUAUCGGAAGACUGGGAUACCAAUCUGACGAUUUGUGACAAGGUUCAGGCGGAAGGCGAAGUCGGAGCCAAGAAUGUUAUCACCUCUCUCCUGAAACGGCUAGUUCACCGUAAUCCCAAUGUGCAGAUCUUCUCACUCGAACUCGCCAACUCGCUCUACCAGAACUGCAACAAACUCCUCCACCUUGAACUCACCUCCCGAGCAUGGACCGGGGCGAUGGAACGCCUGAUUACCGAUCGGACGACAGUGCCGCAGGUCAAGAACAAGGCGGUGGGAUACGUCAAUACUUGGUGGCAAGGGCUCAAAGGCGGAGAAGCCGAGGGGGUCAUGGGAGAUCUGAUCGAGACGUUGAAGACCAAGAGUCAGUCCUCGCAGGACGAUACGAGCACGCAAAUUACGCUGAUGACCGCCUCUUCCCAGGCUACCAAACGCGCACGUGAGGAAGAAGCAGAGUUGCAGCGAGUCCUGGAGCUGUCCAAGCAAGAUCAAGGUGGAAGGAACUCUCGACCUGCUCAAACCGCCGGACCAAGCGUCUCUUCUGCUAUCCCGUAUCAUCACGCCCCAGCCGGUCCUGCUCAGAACGCCACCCCGCAGCCCAGCCCAUUCCCCGCUCGUGAACCUGCCCCGCCUCCUAUGCCCACCCGAGCCACGGCUUCUCGGGUUCGAGCGAUCUACCCUUUCGUCACCCACGAAAAGGGCGAGUUGAGUUUCGACAAAGGGGACGUCAUCAAGGUCAUCGAUAGGAUGUACGACGAGUGGUAUACGGGGGCUGUAGGCGGAAGGAUUGGGAUCUUUCCCGUCAGCUACGUGGAACCUUUGCCUGAUCCGACGACACAGGAACUACAGAGAGAGGCUCAGGAAGAGGCAAAGAUCUUCGCGGCACAGGGGAUGAUCGUCAACCUGCAACGAAUGCUUGACGGUCUCGAUCCCUCCCGAGGUGACAGGUUGGACGACCCGGAAUUGGAAAACAUGUACCAAAAGGUCGUCGAACUGCAACCCCAGAUCGUUUCGCUGAUGAAAAAGUAUGCGGAUCAACGAGCGGAGCUUGAGCAUAUCCAUAUGGGCUUUGUCAAGGCGUCUCGGCAGUAUGCCGUCAUGACCCAGCCACAACAGGCGGCAAACGGUUAUGCUCAACCGGGUCAAGACCGUAUGUCACGUCGUCAAGCAGGUUGA